AGUUAAGAGUAUAUAAAAUUUACAGUGAAAUAACUUGUUUCCAAACCACAAUUCGAACCGAUCGCGAAUUAAACCGACUUCGUUUCUACAAAUGGUUUAGGAGACCAGUGAAGCUGCUUAAACGACAUCGUUUUUAUUCCCCAACUAUUAUUAAAAACUACGUCGUUGUGAACACAGAUUAGUCCCUGUAACCCUUCAUUGACCUCUUUGUACCAAAAUCACGGUGAGUUUUCUUCUUCUUUAAGUCUUCGUUUGAUAGUUUAUUUGAUUGUUUCUCUGAAAUUUAUGCUUUCAAUUUUUUUACGUAGAUAAAGUUUUAUUAGAGAGAAUCAACACCAUGGUGGGUAGAAAGAAAUCGAAACAGGCUUGUUCCAAAGGGUUUUGUCGGAGAUUGAAGGAAGAUAUGAUAAGCCAGUUACCUGAUCAUUUGAUAUGUCUGAUACUUAAUCAUCUUCCGACAAAAGAUGUUGUUAAGACAAGCGUUUUAUCCACCAGAUGGAAAAGUCUCUGGCUUUUGGUUUCUGGUUUGGGUUUGAACUCCCGAGAUUUCUCUGAUUUCAAUACCUUUAAGAGUUUUUGUCAUAGGGUUUCCGAUUCCAAUAAAGCUUUAUGGAUAAAAAAGCUCAAGUUAACUAUUGAUGAGAGUGUAGAUAAUGGUGCCUCUUAUCUCAAGUCAUGGAUUGAUGCUGCAGCUAAGCGUAAGCUCCAACAUCUUAUUGUUCAUUCUCUGCCUCAUUUUUAUAAGACUCCUGAAAACCUUUAUGAAUGUGAGACACUGGUCUACUUACAACUCUUUGAAGUGGCCUUGAAUGAUGCCAAGUUUGUCUCUUUCCCUUGUAUGAAGACUAUGCAUUUAGAAGAUAAUGUGUAUCCCAAUGAAGCCACUUUCAAGAAGCUUAUCUCUUGUUGCCCUGUCUUGGAAGACUUGACGGUUAUUAUAUAUGGGAAGGAUACUAAAUCCUUUCCGGUGCACUCUCGGUCACUAAAGAGGCUCACUUUAGUACGGGUUUCUUCUUUCCACUCCGGUGCUAUUUCGGGAGUUGUGAUCAAUGCUCCUCGACUAUGCUCUUUGAGGAUUAAGGAUAACGUAUCGAAAAGCUUCAUAGUAAAAAAUAUAGGUUCUAAUGCCAAGUUAGAUCUUUCUAUCCUCUUUGGUUUGUGGUAUUUUGAUGAAGCAAGCGUUAGAUCAAGGAGAAGUAGCAUCCACAGAUUUCUUCCAGGGAUUUUAAGUGUUAGGGAAAUGACAAUACAUCCGCGCACUUUCAUGCUCAUGUACCGAUACUUGGCAUUAAUACCGCUACCUCACCUGCCUAAAUUUCGUUACAUGUCCCACCUGAGUGUUACUCUUGCAGUAUCUGAUUUGCAAUUUUUACCAGCCUUUCUUGUGAGCUGCCCGAACUUGAAAUCACUCAUCUUGGAAUCUAAUAGUAACUCCUCUGAGAAGAUGCGUUUCAAGGGAAACUAUCAAAUCAGUUUUUCAUCAGUGCCAAAUUGUUUGCUAUCGUCGCUAGAGUUUGUGGAUAUCAAAACCAACAUCUUGGAAUACGUUGCAGGGCAGCAGCUAGUAAAAUACUUCCUAAAGAAUUCAAAAAUCCUCAAGAAACUCACUCUACAUUUGAAUUAUUGUUCACCAAAAGAUGAUAUCGUCAAGAAACUCCGCAAAUUCCCAAGAGGCUCUAAAACAUGUCAAGUCGCCAUCGUCUUUGACUAGCUAGAAACAACCUGUGACGCUUUGGCUUUGCUUUAGCAGUUGAUAUAGGAGGUAAAGUAGCUGUGUGUACCAUUUGUUAAGUUACUUGUAUCAUUUUGGGUCCUCUUAAACUAAAAAAGAGAAUGAAAUAUUUUGUAAGCCCAAAAGAACCUAUGAACUUCACUCUGACGAAAUUUGCCAAAUGAUUGAUUCUGUAAAAUAAAAUUCAGACGUUUCGAGUC
Arabidopsis lyrata subsp. lyrata is the source of this 1932-nucleotide messenger RNA. Its product is annotated as putative FBD-associated F-box protein At5g53640. Gene Ontology annotation, molecular function: protein binding. The record is from RefSeq and is a predicted model, not a curated record. The coding region runs from base 338 to 1711 and encodes 457 amino acids. Lineage: Eukaryota; Viridiplantae; Streptophyta; Magnoliopsida; Brassicales; Brassicaceae. The transcript is spliced from 3 exons.